Molecule: messenger RNA, 1494 nt
Organism: Psylliodes chrysocephalus
Lineage: Eukaryota; Metazoa; Arthropoda; Insecta; Coleoptera; Chrysomelidae
Source: the annotation of a GenBank genome assembly
AUGCCACCAAUUGUUAUCGACGGGAAAACAAAGGACCAAACGACGCUAAUCAAAGAUUUAAAGGAGCAUGUAAAAGGGGAGUUCAGUAUUAAGCACACGAACGCAACCACCAUUAUUUUCGUUGACGAUAAAGAAGACCACACUAGAGUCAUCAACAACAUCAGAGCGGAAAAACUGGCCUACCACACUUAUACUUCCAGUGAUGAUAAGUCCCAUGCGUUUGUCCUGCGAGGGCUUGUGCAGGGCACUAAGAUAGUGGACAUCGAAACAAACUUGGAAGAAGAGCACGAAAUUAAGUAUCAAAGUCAAACCUCAGAAGAAGAUACACUGACUGUAAGAGAAAGAUUUAAUAGGGACGAUAAGAUGCCACAUUCCCCAAACAGCCUCUUUGAAUUCCGCAGCGAAAAACAAAGGGAGGACUACAAAAGGGAAAGAGACCAAAAAAAAGCUGAAGAAGAAAUCAGCAAAAAGAAUGACGAGCAAUUUACAGUGCCACGUAAGUUUAGCUCAAACUUCCACAGAAUGAUAAGGGAAAAAGCAGUUCAAACCCUAACUACCACCAGAAAUUCCUACCAAGUGCUUACCGACGAAUCCGACUCAGAGAAUGACGAUGAAAUCGAGGGAAAAGAAGACUACGAAAAAGUCCUUAACAAUGUUAAGAGCGAAAAAAUGGCCUACCAUACCUACACUGCAUAUAGCGAAAAAUCACAUGCAUUCGUGCUCAGAGGAUUGGCUGAAAACACGAAAAUACAGGACAUAAAAGAGAAUCUUGAAGAUGACCAUGAAAUAGUUGCUAGAGAAAUUUACACUAUGAAAACUAAAGAGCGUCCCCUCUACCUGGUAGUAACUGACCCGGUUAUCACUCUGGAGUAUCUAAAUAAGAACAUCAGAAGAGUCCUACACACCAGAGUGACCUGGGAGUUGAGGAAGUCAGUUAAGCAAAUCAUACAGUGCCAUACAUGCCAGGAGUGGGGACAUGCUACUGCAAACUGUGAAUACUCAAAACCUGAAAACCUUCCCCCUAUAGUAAAGAAAACACUUCCUUUGCCCUCAAAUGUAGUCGCAAGGCUACUAGAUUUCCAGACAAAUGAUUUCAGUGGAAACUUACCACCAUUUACUCCAUAUAACCCUACAGCAGGGUUUGAAAGUGGGCAGAAGGGGGAUGAACUGAGUAGUUCCUCAACUGGUCAUAUCUCAAACCCUCCUGGCAUGAGUGCUAAAAGAGGCGAAUACCACUUAUCUCGAGACCCAAGGAAACCUCCCUCUCCUAGAUUAAGAGCUUACUCAGAUCCGAGAGCUAGAAAGAACAAGGAUGACCAUAACAACGUGCUAAAAAACAUGAAGGAUGAGAAAAUGUCGUUCCAUACAUACACACAUAGGGACGACAAAUCUCAUGCCUUUGUGUUAAGAGGUCUGGCAGAAGGCACAAAAAUAACAUUGAAGAAAACCUCGAGGAGGAGCACGACAUUAAGCCAAGGGCUAUUUACCAAAUGA